AUGGCAGAAAGAAUACAGUUGAGCAUGGAAAGAAUGAUAUUGGAGCUCGAGGACUACAAAAACAGAGGAAUAUUUUCUUCACACGAGCUUAGAAAAAUCGUAGAAACACGAAAGAAGCACGAGCUUCGGCUCCAACGGUCAGAAAAAAAAUUGCUUGAUUUUGUGCGAUACAUAAAAAGUGAAUGCAUGCUAGAGAAGAUAAGAGAUAAGAGAAUGAGUGAAAAGAAUGCAAACGCAUCACUUUAUGACACAAGCAUUUCAAAGAAAAUCGUGGAACUGUACAGAAGUGCAUUGUACAGAUUCAACGAUCCAAAGAUCAUCUCGCAGUUUACUGCAUACGUAAUCGAGAAGAAGAUGCACUGUGAAAUGAAGAAUGUGUUUGCAGAGUGUUGUUCAAGAACUCCUCUAGAUGCAGAGCUCUGGAUAUACUGCGCAAUGAAGCUGUUUAGCGUGGGUGAUCUCGAAGGUUCAAGGGCAAUGCUUCUGAAAGCAAUCAGGAUGAACAACAAGAACUCAAGAAUCAGAAUAGAGUUUUUCAGAAUGGAGGUGACUAACAUAGCAAAAAUCCAAACAGCAAACAAAGAAAUAGGAUUCGAGGAUGAUGAAAAAGACGAUGUUGAAAGAGAUGAACUGGCACUUGCAGUCUUUCAGGAUUGUGUGGAUAGUGCAUUUUUCACUGCCAACGAACUCCAAGAAUUGCUAAAUAUAUCACAAAAUGUUGAAGGUCUUCAUCACAAAGCACAAAAACUCAUCACGCAAUGCGAAUGA
Ordospora colligata OC4 is the source of this 768-nucleotide messenger RNA. RefSeq lists its product as uncharacterized. The transcript has a single exon. The coding region runs from base 1 to 768 and encodes 255 amino acids. NCBI's taxonomy places the organism in Eukaryota, Fungi, Microsporidia, Ordosporidae. The record is from RefSeq and is a predicted model, not a curated record. Gene Ontology annotation, biological process: maturation of SSU-rRNA from tricistronic rRNA transcript (SSU-rRNA, 5.8S rRNA, LSU-rRNA). Gene Ontology annotation, molecular function: snoRNA binding; protein binding. Gene Ontology annotation, cellular component: small-subunit processome; Pwp2p-containing subcomplex of 90S preribosome.